Molecule: messenger RNA, 1623 nt
Organism: Zymoseptoria tritici IPO323
Lineage: Eukaryota; Fungi; Ascomycota; Dothideomycetes; Mycosphaerellales; Mycosphaerellaceae
Product: threonine--tRNA ligase
Exons: 2
Biological process (GO): threonyl-tRNA aminoacylation
Cellular component (GO): cytoplasm
Molecular function (GO): threonine-tRNA ligase activity; ATP binding
Source: RefSeq, a predicted model, not a curated record
UUCUGCCCCGAGCAUUCGUCUUCGCGCGAUCAUUUUCUCGCAUCAGCAUCACACCCAUUCACCGUAUCGCCUGGCACGUCCGAUACCAGCACAACAUGGCUCCGAAGGAGAAGAAAGACAAAGACGCGGGCGAUGCGCGACCACUCGAACUCACCCCUCCACCCGACUACUUUGCCACGAGGAACGCCAUUUUCGAUCGUCUCAAGGCCGAGCAGGAUGCUUGGAAAGCGAAGCAGCCACGCGAGGAUAUUCAAGUCACCUUGGGCAAUGGCAGUAGCAAGGACGGUAAGAGCUGGGAAACCACACCUUCACAGAUUGCACGGGACAUUUCAAAGAGUCUGUUUGAGCGUACUGUGAUUGCGCGGGUGGACGGCGAGCUGUGGGAUUUGGACCGCCCGUUGGAGAAGAGCUGUUCGUUGGAGCUGCUAGACUUUGACCACCCAGAGGGCAAGAAGGUCUUCUGGCAUAGCAGUGCACAUAUCUUGGGAGAAGCCUGUGAGCGUCGCUAUGGCUGCUCACUCUGCAUUGGACCACCUGUCGACGAUGGUUUCUACUACGAGAUGGCUCUGCCUGAAAAUGGCGCCGUCACGGCUGCCGACUACAAGCCGCUGAAGCAGAUUGCCGAAAAGGCCAUCAAGGAGAAGCAGCCAUUUGAACGACUCGAGCUGAGCAAGGAGGAUUUGCUGGAAAUGUUCUCUUACAACAAGUACAAGACGCACAUCAUCAACGACAAAAUCGCGGACGGCACUCGCACCACCGUGUAUCGGUGCGGUCCACUCAUCGAUCUGUGUCGAGGACCCCACGUGCCAAACACUGGUCGCAUCAAGGCAUUCGAUAUCAUGAAGAACUCGGCCAGUUACUUUUUGGGAGACGCAAAGAACGACAGUCUGCAGCGUAUCUACGGUGUCUCGUUUCCAGACAAGAAGGCCCUUGAAGAGCAUAAGCACAUGCUUGAAGAGGCCGCGAAGCGUGACCAUCGCAAAAUCGGUCAAGAGCAGGAGCUUUUCUUCUUCCACCAAAUGUCACCCGGAUCGGCAUUCUUCCUCCCGCACGGCAUGAUCAUCUACAACGCUCUUCUGUCAUUCAUCAAGGAGGAGUAUUGGAAGCGUGGCUACCAAGAGGUUGCUUCACCCAACAUGUACAACUCUGCAUUGUGGAAGCAAUCCGGGCACUGGCAGCAUUACCACGAAGACAUGUUCACCUUUGAAGUUGAGAAGGAUCAGUGGGCGCUGAAGCCGAUGAAUUGCCCAGGUCACUGUCUGCUUUUUGGUCACCGCGAGAGGAGUUACCGAGAGCUGCCGAUGCGCAUUGCUGACUUUGGUAUUCUCCACCGCAACGAGGCAUCAGGUGCUUUGACCGGUCUGACUCGAGUGCGGCGUUUCCAGCAAGACGACACCCACAUCUUCUGUAUGGAGAGCCAAGUCGAGCAGGAGAUCAAGGGCCUUUUCGACUUCAUGACCGCUGUGUACGGUUUGUUUGGCUUCACCUUCAAGAUGAAGCUAUCUACCAUGCCCGACAACCAUUUGGGAGACGUUGCCACGUGGGAGCGCGCCGAAGCUCAGCUGACCAAGGCUCUUGACGAGUUUCAGCAACAGACCGGCACCAAGUGGGAGCUCAACCCAG